Molecule: messenger RNA, 804 nt
Organism: Penicillium maclennaniae
Lineage: Eukaryota; Fungi; Ascomycota; Eurotiomycetes; Eurotiales; Aspergillaceae
Product: velvet factor family protein
Exons: 1
Coding region: 1-804 (267 amino acids)
Source: RefSeq, a predicted model, not a curated record
AUGCCCCAUGGUUUCGAUAAGCUCCUUCACCACGAACCUCAAUCAUCACCUUCACCACCACCCCGACGAAAAUCGACCCAGUCUCGCUAUCACCUUCAUAUCCGUCAACAACCCCUCGCGGCACGAGCAUGCGGCGCAGGCGACCGAGACCGCCGCCCAGUCGACCCACCCCCAAUCGUGCAAAUCCUCCUCUCAGACUUCGAUCCCGAGUCCCAAGAUGACCGGGACAUUUUACAAGACCCGCGUUUUACAGUGGGUUGCUUACUAUUCCCCGUAUCAGACUCAUCCAACCCAACCCAAGACGAUCAAGACCCAGAAAGAGAAAGUGACGGGGUGGCCCGCGCAGACGACGACUUUUCCACCCCCCUUCUCUCAGGCAAAGCCUUCAUGUCCCCCUUCUACGUCGAGGCAGACCCUGAUCCGAACUCCGCACCUACACAUCCCUCUCUCGAAUACUCUCAAAGCCCCUCCGAACUCGCUGGACCCAGUAACCUACGCAAUGCAUCAAAACUUCACCAACCCGCUACAUUCUUCAUUUUCGUUGAUCUUUCCAUCCGCUCGGCGGGCACAUACCGACUACAGUUCAGACUUAUGAAUUGGGGAUCUGUGGAGGAUACGGGCCAGUCGAUGCCUAUCCUUGCAGAGGCAUGGUCGGAUCCAUUCCGUGUAUAUCCGGCGAAAGACUUUCCAGGGAUGCAAGACUCUUCAAUCUUGGCAGAGGGAUUGAAGGAGUUGGGCUUCGUGGAAUUGAAGACGAGGGGGAAGGGCAAGGGAAAGGGGAGAAAAAGGCAUGGAAUGGAAUAA